UUCAAAUAAUUAUAUAAAAGCCGAACAUGGCACUUUGGACUCCCUAUAUGGAACAAUUAGGGGUGAUUUUUGACAAGGAUGUGAACCAAAUCAAGAUUAUUCUAUGAUUCUUUGUUGCUUUCUUUCUCAGUUAUCUCACUGCUUUCAUAAAAUCUCCAAAUGCAAGAUAUUUUUACUCAGUAAUUACUGGAUUUAUAUAAUGAACGUGUUCAUGUUUGAAGAAGCAGUGAUACAUCCCAUUUCCAUGCUCAUUGGUACUUAUCUUAUUAUGAGAAUCUUCCCCAGAGAUAAGCAGCAGAUCAUCAACUUCGUGUUCCUCUACACUUACCUCUCAGCUCAACACAUACACCGCAUGGUGUACCACUACGGUGAGUGGGGUGGAGAAAUCACGUCAUUCACCAUGAACUUGGUCUGCAGACUCACUUCUGUUGCUUUCUGAUACUGUGACGGUACCAACAACAAAGACAAAGACUUCCAGGAGCAACCAUCGUUCAUGUGGUUGCUGGGCUACACAUACAACACUCCGAGCUGACUGGCAGGACCAUUCUUUGAGUUCAAAGACUACAAGCAUUGGAUACUUUUGAAGGGAGACUACGCAAAUAUUCCAAGCACAUUCAAACCAGGGUUCGCUAGACUUGCAACAGCCUUAUUGUGGAUGUGUUGUGCAACUUUCGCUACCAUUUAUUUUAAACCUACAGAUUUGGCAACAGAAGAGUUCUGCAAUAAAACAUAUCUCUUACAACUAUGGGGUUUUCUUCUAACAAUGAAUAACUUUAAAUAUACAUACUACGUUGUUUUCGUAAUGAAUGACUCGGCCUUAAUUGCAAGCGGCCUUGCUUGGAAUCCUCACCCUCGCAGAUCUAACAACCCUGAUUUUAAAAAAGUUAAAAAUAUAGAUGAGUGGAUUAUCGACACUGGAUAUUACUUAAAGUGGCAAACAGUAGGCUGGAACAUCUCUAUAUCAGUGUGGCUUAAAAGAUAUGUCUUUAAAAGACUUAACAGCUAUUUUGGAGGGAAACCUGGUGUGAAGGAAUAUCUAUUGACAUUUUUAUGUUCAGCCUUUUGGCAUGGUUUUUAUCCAUGCUACUACUUCUUUUUCUCCUAUUUCGCUAUUCUCCUGUUGGCUCUAGAGGAAAUCUAUGAUAACUACUCGUGGUAUUUCAUGUGGAUACCUCAAACCAUUAGAAGACUUAUUGGGUGGAUGGCAAGUUAUAUCUUCUGCUGCUAUAUAGUUACUGUAUUCGCCCUUUAUGACGUCAGAGAUGUACUAUACUACUUUAAUUGUCAAAAUUGGCUCUAUCAUAUAAUAAUUAUCCUUUUCUUGGCUUUUUCCUUUUCCCCAGCUGGGAAAAGCCUUAAAAGAAGUAUCAGAACACAGAAAGCACUUGCUGUAAAUAAUUCAGCUCAGAAGAAGCAGGAUGGCAAAAAGAAAAAUUAG
Molecule: messenger RNA, 1438 nt
Organism: Moneuplotes crassus
Lineage: Eukaryota; Ciliophora; Spirotrichea; Euplotida; Euplotidae
Source: the annotation of a GenBank genome assembly